UUUGUCCUUCCGCAGUUUCCAUUCAUGCAGGUUUGAAGGCGACAGCUGAGUGUGGGAGGCGGCGGAGGAGCUGACGGACAAGCUAAGCCCACGGCCAUGCUCUAAUCUUCAGCUCCAUCGGAAAGGGAGAAAGCGCGCAGGCAGGAGGCACAGUCAUGUGUAGGGUCCGGCAUGUCCCGAUUGCAUGAGCACCGGUCCGGGAUGGAACAUUUUCAAUGGAUCUAAAAGUAUAACAAGUCCAGAAUCGGGACAGAGCCGGUACACAUUGUGCAGUAAUAACCCCGCGAUCUCGCAUGCUGCAACCCUUGCACGUUCUAUUGGUGUAUUUACUGUAUUGCUUGUGUACAUUAGCUGCGCACCUGUCGAACCCCCGCGUCCAAUGCCAUGGAUCAGUCUGCAGCGGCGGCCAAGCUCCAGGGCACAUGUAUGGAAAUCGCUCCUGAUCUGAAGGACCUGGAGAACAAGGUUGGCAGGAAGACCCCUGAGAGUCUGCUCAGGUGGAUGCGAGAGGAUCCCGUGCUGCACCUGGAAGAGAGCGGGCAAGGGGACAGUGGAGGGGACAGUGGAGAGCACGGGCUUGCACACAAGAUCAAAACGCUGAAACUGGAGCUGGCCUGCUUGAGGGCAAUUGAUGUUAAGAUACUUCAGCAGCUACUGGUUGUAAAUGAAGGGAUUGAAGCUGUAAAAUGGAUCCUUGAUGAGAAAGGAAACUUAACCAGCCGUUGCAGCAGUCUCACCAGCAGCCAGUACAGCCUGGCAGAAAGUCAAGGAACAUCUCGUAGAGGAAGCUGGAACAGUCUUCAGGAUCCUAUAGAUAAACUUGACAGCAUCUCCAUUGGCAGUUACCUAGACACCCUUGCUGAUGACAUGGAUGAGUACAGUCUGAGUACCAGUGAACCAGUUGUAUCCUCCACUCCAUAUCGCCAAGCUUUUGCAUAUGGUGUCAUUGAACAAGAUGGAGGCAAACUGGACUAUGAAAGGGAUGCCUUUUCUCCAUCAAUCACAGUACACUCGAAAGGGGAACGGGAGAAAACAAAAGUAGAAAAAGAUUGUUGUAGAGGAGAUAACAUGUCUGUAUCUACCACUGGUCAAAAUACUCUGGAAAAAAACAGGGUGUCUAGACCGACGGGACAGUUUGCAUCUCAUGUUGGUCAGACACAAAAUGGAUCUUUGGUUAGACAUGUGCCAGUUGCUGAGAACUGUACAAAAGUGAAGUCCUCAACAGCAGAGAAGACAAGUAAAAGUAGUCCAAAAAUACAAUCUAGUCAAAAUGGGAAAGUGGAUAUAGAAAAGUGUAAAAUAAAUAACAAAAUUCACCUAGAAUAUGAUGCCCAUUGGCGCUGGGUACAAUCUCAGGAUGAUGUGACAUUUUUGUAAUGGUUUCUCCAAGAAUGUUUCCCAGAUAAUUUUCUUUUUAGUUGUGGAAUUUCCACUCUACAAGAUACAUUUAAACUGCAUCUUUGACACAUCCCUAUAUGCUGAAUACCAAAGGAGCAUUGGUUCAUUCUGAAUAAGCCGUGAUUAUGAAGAUCAUAUGGUUAAAAUGCUCUUUGCCUUUGAUGGACAUCAGGAUUAUACCCAGGAGUGACCUCAGUAGUGCUGUUUCAGUUGAUUGAAAAUUACAUCCAAAAAUUAUUAAGGGAAAGCAUCAACAAAAUAAGCUCGGCUAUGCAGGCUAAAAUGUAUGUCCUACUUUAGGAUGGCAGAGCAGUAUUCAGCAUCUUGCUGUGUUACAUGCAAUUUAAUAUAUACAGAUGCUAAACAGUGUGAUCUGAACUGAGUGAUAUAAAUCACUUAAAUGUCAAGAUGCUGGAAGAGUAUGUUUAUACAUUGGAACUUCAGAUUUCACAUUUCUCAGGGAACCAGCAUAAGCAUGUUAAUUUUGAGACAAUGCAUUUUGGGUUAGUGGCAGUAUGAAACCUAGGUUACAGGAUAGUGUAUGUAAUAUACAAGAAUAUAAAUUGAGUUUUGACUGUAUUGCUUUAAGAGUUUUCAUUGUGUGGUUGAGGAACAACUGCUGAAUAAGAGUAAGUACACUAAUCCUGAGUAUGCAAAUAUUAACUGUUCCAACUCAUUCUCCUUGCUUUGCAGUCUGGAUAUAUUUCAGUUAAUUGUCACUUUUAUUGCCGAUAUUUCUUCGGUUUCAGUUUUAUUUAAAUAAUACUUUUGCUGUGUAGGGAAUGAUAAAAAUGCAUAGCAUAAACAGCACCUUCUAUUUCACUAGAAAACUAACUGAAGGUGUAACAUUGGGUUUCUGCGCAUCCAAGUAAGGAUGCAUGGAAUCCAGGAGUUGGUUCUCAACCCUUUCUGCUGGUGUUCUAAAUGUUAUAUUUGAUUUCAGAAACCCUGAGCAUAAGCUUGACUUGAACCUGAACGUUUUUUUGAAAAGUGAGUUUAUUGUGCUUGCACCAAUAACUUUUCACCAAAGUUAACCAAAGUUAAUGCAAUGAUUUAAUAUGUGACCAGUUCAAUUGACUGCCAUUGACUAUAAAUUGCUUAAGGCCUUGGCAUUUUCAGAACCAAAUCCAAUGUCUUUCAUUCCAUUAUCUGCCCUUGCUAGUUUUUACCCUUUCCUUUUUCUCCUACUUUUUCUCUUCCCCUAUUUAGCAGGGUCCGCCACAUGCUCUUGUUCUUCAAUGACUGAUAAUAUCAAUGCCCUCUCUUCAGCCCCCCCCCCCCGAAGCCUGCUGGACAGUUACUAGGGAUGAGCAGGAAAAUGAACAUAUAUUCUUUGACAUCUUCUUAUUUUAGAAUCAGUCAUCCACAUACAUACCCAUGCAAACUCUUAGUUAUAUAUUUUAUUUCAUUUUUGGAACUACAAAAAUG
Messenger RNA from Xenopus laevis (African clawed frog), 2826 nucleotides. It is a transcript of the gene lurap1.S, whose product is annotated as leucine rich adaptor protein 1 S homeolog. NCBI's taxonomy places the organism in Eukaryota, Metazoa, Chordata, Amphibia, Anura, Pipidae. The transcript has 2 exons. The coding region runs from base 385 to 1377 and encodes 330 amino acids. Gene Ontology annotation, biological process: positive regulation of cytokine production; positive regulation of canonical NF-kappaB signal transduction; regulation of signal transduction. The record is from RefSeq and is a predicted model, not a curated record.